Messenger RNA from Ictalurus punctatus (channel catfish), 2806 nucleotides. RefSeq names its product acyl-CoA thioesterase 8 (gene acot8). Gene Ontology annotation, molecular function: fatty acyl-CoA hydrolase activity. Bases 16 to 1131 code for a protein of 371 amino acids. The record is from RefSeq and is a predicted model, not a curated record. Gene Ontology annotation, cellular component: peroxisomal matrix. Lineage: Eukaryota; Metazoa; Chordata; Actinopteri; Siluriformes; Ictaluridae. The transcript has 7 exons. Gene Ontology annotation, biological process: fatty acid catabolic process; acyl-CoA metabolic process.
CAGCAGCAGACGAUAAUGCAGCUCGACUGUCGAACUGCGGUGCCCUCGUGCGGCGUCACCAUGACAACGCGCGCUUUCCGUGGGAGCCAAUCGGAAUUCAGGUUUGAUAUACACGUGAACCUCGAGGGUUAUACUCUUUUUCUACUCUUCCGCUUUCAAUCCAAAAUGGCGGAUACCAGUGCAGAGUCACCGAAAUUGAAAGGUGAUGACGCUUCUUUGAGUUUUACACAAUCUCCGGAUCUCAGAAGCGUCCUGGUGACAAGCGUUCUUAAUUUAGAGAAGCUUGACACCGACCUUUACAGAGGGAAGCAUCACUGGGUUCCUCGGACUCAGCGCCUAUUUGGUGGUCAGAUUGUGGGUCAGGCUCUGGUGGCUGCUGCCAAAUCUGUCAGUGAAGAUCUGUACGCUCAUUCACUACACUGUUACUUUGUAAGAGCAGGAGACCCUAAGGUUCCAGUGCUUUAUCAGGUGGAACGGAUUCGAGAUGGUCGCAGUUUCUGUGUGCGAGCUGUGAAAGCCAUCCAGCACGGUCAGCCCAUACUGAUAUGUCAGGCGUCCUUUCACAUGCUGCAGCCCAGUCCGUUAGAGCAUCAGUUCACCAUGCCCAGCGUUCCCCCACCUGACACCCUGUUUACAGUGGAGGAACUCAUCCAGCAGUACCUCAGCGACCCGAGUUUAGCUGAUAACACUAAACAGGGGCUGAAUAAGAUCCUUGCAGAUGAGGUGCCCAUUGAGGUAAAGCCAGUGAAUCCAGCAGAUUUUUAUAGACGUGUCCCUAUGGAGCCAAAAAAACUGUUCUGGGUACGAUCGAAAGGACAUAUAGGAAAUGCCGAUAUGAAACUGCACUGCUGUGUUGCUGCAUAUGUGUCCGACUACGCGUUCCUCGGCACAACGAUGCUGCCAUACCCCCAAUACAGAACCCAGUUCUUGGCCUCUCUGGAUCACACCAUGUGGUUCCACAACAAAUUCAGAGCAGAUCAGUGGAUGCUGUAUGAAUGUGAAAGUCCAUGGGCAGGAGGCAGCAGAGGCUUGGUGCAAGGCCGCUUGUGGAGACAAGACGGUGUCCUGGCAGCUUCCUGUGCACAAGAAGGAGUGUUACGAGUGAAAGAUAUGACUCGAAGUAACCUCUAGAUCAGUUUUUACACAGCACAAUUAAUUGUAAUUCUCAAGGCUCUUAACAUACAUCCAUCUAAGCUGAUCAUGUGACUGCAGUGAUUAAUAGUAAUUAACAUAGAUUUACACAAUCACAAUGAGCUCUGAGGAUGGCCCCUGAUGGACUGUUCACAGAGCAGUCGGUGAGAAUAUCGAGCCUUUGUGUUAUCAGCUUGCUCAGUGGCACUGGGAGCGGUGUCUUUUAUGAUACUGGCAUUGUUUUGGCAGUGACCUUUUACUGUAGGUCAGAAGUAAGUAACUGAAAAGAAUGUGUAAUGGUAAAGCUCAUGAAAAAAAAAUUGCACAGGUCCUGUAAGAGAUGACCUGGGAUAGAUGAAGGUUGGGGGGGUUUUUUAUUCAUUUUUUGUAUCAAGCAAUGAGGAGGCAAACUGAUAUUAAUAACAGAAUUGGUAAUUAAUUAGACUUACACUACAUACCUUGUUCUGGUUGGUCAGAAGCUGUUGAUUAAUUUUCUAGCUCCUAAAACACUUCAGGAGGCGCAUUAUUGAUUAUUUUCCUUGGUAGUGAUUGCUGAGUUGCUAAUGGGUCCAACAUAAUUUAAAACACAGAUUGAUGCACAAUACGAUGCGUCUUAUUCCUUUACACCAAUAUAUGUUAACUCUGAAUGUGUAAAAAUGUAAGAUAUGAGAGUAUUGUUAAUUUCUUAUGAGUGUCUGGAUGAUGUGUUUGCAUUUUAUAGAUGAAUAAAAUAAUUUUUAAUUCCCAGAACAAGUAUAUCUGAAGGUGUUCAGUUUAUAAAGCCAUGCCAUGGCUCUGCUUUGCUUUGUUCUUGGUACAAAUGACUGAAUCAUACUAUAUUCCCAGAUUGCAUUGCAGUUUUGUAGCUCUGUGUUUUGCAGUGAGCAGUAUUGAAAAAGAGCCACAUGUACACUAUAUGGCAAAAUACACUAUAUGGCAAAAAGUUUGUGGACACCAGAUCAUUGCAAUAUGUGCUUGCUGAACAUCCUGUUCCAGAUUUAGUCUCCCUUUGCUGUUAUAACACAUUUAUAUUUAUGUUAUAAUAAGCGCCGCACUUCUGGGAAGGCUUUCCACUAGAUUUUGGAGUGUGGCUGUGGGGAUUUGUGUUCAUUCAAUCAUGAGAGCAUUAGUGAGGUCAGGCACUGAUGUCAGGCGAGGAGGUCUGAGGUGCAGUCUGUGUUCCAGUUCAUCCUAAAGGUGUUCAGAGGGGUUGAGGUCUCUGUGGGCUCUGUGUCAGUGAGUUCUUCCACUUCAACUUUGUAAAACCAUGUCUUCAUGGAGCUUGCUUUGUGCACAGAGGCAUUAUCAUGCUGGAACAGGUUUGGGGUCUCUUAGUUCCAGUGAAGGGGAACUUUAAUGCUACAGCGUCCAAAGACAUUAUAGACAAUUGUGUGCUUCCAGCUUUGUGGCAAAAGUUUGGGGGCGAACUAUAUAUGCAUGGAUGUGAUGGUCAGAUGUCCACGAAGCUUUGGCCAUAUAGAGUUUCAAACGACAUGCACGUGCAGGCAUGUUUAGUGAAUAUACACUUUAUUACCUAGUGUGUGUAAUCAAUCAUUAUUUUUUUUGUUUGUUUAAUAAACAGGGUUCAAUAGAAAUGUAUUCCUUCAGUUGAUUAUCUAGAGGAUUUUCACAUUUGCAAUUAAAUAACGGCUAUAUCAUAUAUUAGACAUUUAAU